This is a messenger RNA of Clonostachys solani, 525 nucleotides long. The record is from the annotation of a GenBank genome assembly. Lineage: Eukaryota; Fungi; Ascomycota; Sordariomycetes; Hypocreales; Bionectriaceae.
CGGCGGCACUGGGGCAAAUAUCACAUCAACGGGUCCCCAUCAUUGCCCCGGUGCCGCCUCAACAUCAACCCUCACGCUAUGACAAGUUGGGCGAAUUCUGGCUCCGUCCGGAUCUCCCCCCGAAGGGUUUCUUUUCGGCAAGGAGCUGGAAUUCGCCCAACUCCAGGAGGACGAAAACGGGCCUCAAGUGCCGCCAUGACCGUGACCGACCGACACCAGGUUCUGGGUGAUCUACCGACUUACAUGAAGCAAAUGGGUCCGCCUCUUCCUUGCGGGUCCUUUCAACUUCCUCGAUCCACACUAUUCUUUCAAACGAAGGUUAACUCCAAGCGUUGCGCAUGCAGUUACAAGUCACCAGACCUCAAGUCCAUUCAGCGCCAGGUGCGGCAUUCUCAUGACCAACUGUGGGCCGGUAACCUUGACAAGGAAGACGGCUGGAAUUCUCUAUCAUCGGUCAAUAGAGAUAUUCAAGCAAUGAACUGGCAGGAUUGCAUAAGAGGGGAAGCAACAGUGCAUGCGCACAUA